UGUAUGCUGAUUUAAUAAAUUCAUCUGAACAUUUUGGUAUUCACAAAGAUGGAACAUCGAGAAAAAAAAAAGAUUUUGGGAAACUCACUUACACUGUCAAAUUCAGAUGUGCUGCCCCUUGGCUUUCGACAUGUUGCCACUGAAACUGCUCAAAUUAUAACAAGCACCACUCAAACAGAAUUAUCGGAAGUUGCAUCAUGUGGACAGACUGUUGUGACAGAUAUUGUAAGAAAGCUCUCUUAUGUUAUGUCUGACAGGGCAGCCAAUGAAAAGUUGUCUAAUCACCAAAUUACAGAGUGGAAAGAUGACUUGUUAAAAGAGUAUGAUGGUGAGGAAGACAGGAGUACAAUCUACUCAUUUUAUUGUAUGGUUCAUGUUCUUCUGGGCUACCAUUCCUAUGCAGUGAAACAUCUAAACCGUAUUCAGAAAGAAUUAGAAGAUAAGGGAAUUAAACUUGGAAGAGACCAGACAGUUUUAUACAGACGAGAAAUCGCAGGAGUGCGGACUGUUCGAUUUAUUUCUGAUUUAUUGGGGCCUGUUCCUGAUGAGAAGAAUGAUUUAAGAGAACGAUGGUUAGCAUACUGUAGAAUCCACAACAUCAAGUCUUUAAUUGGAAGUUAUAAAGACAACAGAUUUAAUUGUCUCUUUGAAACAUCUGCCCAAGUGCUAUUCCACAGGAAAGACAUACUUAACUUCUUUAGUGAUCUUCAAACUACAAACUUGAAGGUAAAGUCGGCAAAUCUCGAUCUGUUGGAUGGUAAAAUAGUUGCUAUAAUAACUUCGUUGGCUUCAGUUUAUUUCAAGAUCAGUGGUCCAUACUGGGAUGCUAUGACUAGUGGACACUGCAACUACCUCUCAUUACAUGAGUAUGUUCAACCAAUGUACCAGAAAAUAAUGUUAUGGGUGAAAGAUCCACUGAGCAUCUUGAAUGUAAAUGAUGAUCCUUUGUUUGAAGAUUUUCCUGACAAAAGUCUGUCAUGUUCCUGACAUCAAUGCAACAGCCAUCCGAAAUAGAAUUUUUCCUUAAGUGUACAAGUGGUAUUUGUGAAGGUAUGCUUGAAUGUUGCAACAACCAGCUUUCAGAUUUUCUAUCUGGUGGUAUGAGUAGACCUGUCGAGAAGAAAAAGGAACAGUUAGUAUCGGGAGCACCGCUGCAUAAUUUGAUUUGUGAAAGGCACUUUGGAAUGCUGGAUGCCAGCCAAUCAAGACGCAGAAAUGCAACUUUCCACUACCACACAAGUUUAUUACUGCUUAAAUCAAACAGUAAGCGUCUGAGUGACUGGCUAGAUAAGAAGACUGCUGAUGAAAGAAGGGCGCUCUUCAGAGAAGCAAGAUGCGAGGGUUUGAAGCUUUGUAAAACUCAUAAAAAAGUUGAAACUACUACAAACACAGAGAUGGAACAAAAUCUUAUUAAAGAAGCUGCGAAACAGAAACGAAAAAGGCCAACAAUUUCAAAAGACUGCAAGAAGCCAUUUGAAAAUGAUGAUGAUGAAAGUGACAACUAUGAAAAAGAUGAAUACAGCAGGGGCGUGCUGGCCCCGAUGGGGCCCGUCGGUCGCCGAAGGCGCGCCGCUGAUAGGGGGGUCUGGGUGGGUUCUCCCCCCGGACAAUUUUUGAAAUUUGACAACGGGAAACGCGUUUUGCAAGCACUUCUGGGAGAAAUCUAGGUAUCAUAUUUUCCAAAUUUAUGCUGCUAUUUUGACGAUAAGACAUACUACUGUACUACACAAGACACUCAUGACAGGUCUGCUUAAUAUAAUGCUAAUACAAUUUAUUUCUAUCCAAAUAAUAAAUUUCAUCUUAUACAUAUGGAGGCAUGAAAACAUGUAUCAAAGACCAUUUCACCUUAAGGUGACAGACAUUUGCACGUCAGCAUAUGUUUUACUAAUCGUUGUGUAUGUAUGAUUUUUCGCGUGCGAACUCU
This is a messenger RNA of Patella vulgata (common limpet), 1924 nucleotides long. RefSeq lists its product as uncharacterized. Gene Ontology annotation, molecular function: 3'-5'-RNA exonuclease activity. The transcript has a single exon. The coding region runs from base 49 to 987 and encodes 312 amino acids. NCBI's taxonomy places the organism in Eukaryota, Metazoa, Mollusca, Gastropoda, Patellidae. The record is from RefSeq and is a predicted model, not a curated record.